Messenger RNA from Penicillium malachiteum, 477 nucleotides. RefSeq names its product putative DnaJ chaperone (Caj1). The transcript has a single exon. The coding region runs from base 1 to 477 and encodes 158 amino acids. Lineage: Eukaryota; Fungi; Ascomycota; Eurotiomycetes; Eurotiales; Aspergillaceae. The record is from RefSeq and is a predicted model, not a curated record.
AUGCAUACUAUACCUUAUCUGACCCCACCCCGACGACGCGAGUACGAUGCCACGCGCGCCUACGAAGAAGCUCAGGAAGAAGUCGACGAAGAGGUUCCUCAAGAUGGAUCCGGUGGAUUCUCAUGGUCCAGUUUUGGAUUCGGUGAUCAUGAAGAACGCGAUGCUCAUCAGUUUGGUUCUGUGUUCGAAGAAAUGCUCCGUGAAGAGGGACUAGCGGAAGAAGAUGGCCAGCAAACUCGUCCUAACUCACGAUUCUGGGCUGUUGUUGGUGGUGUAAGUGGUGGUGCUCUCGGUUUUAUUGUGGGUAAUUUUGCUGGUGCGUUGGCUGGAGCUGUUGCGGGGAAUCGUCUUGGUGCCGUACGUGAUGCCAAGGGCAAAAGUGUCUAUGAGGUUUUCUUGGACCUUCCACUGCAGGAUCGAACACGGCUCUUGAGUGAACUUGCAGCCAAAGUUUUCCAGUCUACUAUGGGUCACUAG